UUCCUAUCCAAAAAAGUCAGUCACGUUUUCAGUUUGGUUGAAACGUUCUUCUUUUUAGGCUAAGUAAUUUCAAUGUGUUUUUGAUUGAUCUCCAAGUCAAUUACUUAGGUCAAAGGUUUUAUUCAUUUUAUAUGCUGAUCUGAAACUUCUAGCUUAUAUAAAUAGACAUUUGGUACAAUUAUAUUCACUGUCAAUAUAAAUCUGGAGAGAGUAGUUUUCUUGGUUUUUUUUGUCACUUAUGGGUAGUACAAGUUCAAAAGAGACAACAAGCCCAAGGCAAUUUGUGUAUUCAUCUUAUUCGAAUGCGAUUUAUCAACCUGCAUCCCUUGGACAGAACCCUAACUAUACCCAGCAAGUGAAGUUGGAUAAGAAGUAUCAGAACAUAUCAGACAAUUACCAAACACUAGAACAGGUUAUUGCAGCACUUGCCCAUUCUGGACUUGAGUCAUCUAAUCUCAUUAUUGGUAUUGAUUUCACAAAGAGCAAUGAAUGGACAGGUUCAAGAUCAUUCAAAAGGAGAUGUUUACAUCAUAUUGGAGAUGGUCUAAAUCCGUAUGAAGAAGCAAUAUCCAUUGUGGGUAAAACCUUAUCUUCCUUUGAUGAGGACAAUUUGAUUCCUUGCUUUGGAUUUGGAGAUGCCUCAACACACGAUGAAGAUGUUUUUAGCUUCAACCGAGAUGGAACACCUUGCAACGGAUUUGAAGGUGUCUUAAGCCGAUACAGAGAGAUAGUUCCACAUCUUAAACUUUCAGGACCUACUUCUUUUGCACCUCUAAUAGAAACAGCUAUGAAGAUCGUCGAUGAAAGCUAUGGGCAGUAUCAUGUCCUUCUAAUUAUUGCUGAUGGACAGGUAACAAGAAGUGCCAAUACUCCAAAUGGUCAACUUAGUAGACAGGAAACACAAACUAUCGAUGCUAUAGUUAGAGCAAGUGAGUAUCCAUUGUCAAUUGUGUUAGUUGGAGUUGGUGAUGGGCCUUGGGACAUAAUGAAUGAGUUUGACGACAACAUUCCUGCACGAGCCUUUGACAAUUUUCAGUUUGUAAAUUUCACUGAGAUUAUGUCGAGAAACAUUGAUCCAUUGAAGAAAGAGGCAGAAUUUGCUCUUGCUGCGUUGAUGGAAAUUCCUUCUCAAUAUAAAGCUACUCUUGAGUUGAAUCUACUCGGCCGGAAGACAGGAAGGGCUCCAAACAAGGUUUCUCUUCCUCCUCCUAUUUCUACCCUUGCUUCUUUUGGCAGUUAUUCAAUACCACGUCACUUUGAUCUUCCAGCAGCCGACAAUGAUCCAUCUUUGUUUUCUUGGGAUGAUAAUCUAGUCUGCCCUAUAUGUCUAGUACAUUUAAAAGACAUGGCUUUUGGAUGUGGUCAUCAGACAUGUUGCGACUGUGCGGAAACACUUGAUACUUGCCCUAUUUGUCGUAGGGAUAUCUACACCAAAAUUAAGCUCUACAGAUAGCUUAUAGGUCUCACAUUUCACAAUAUUUUAUCACAUUCUUUAAAAGAGAAGGUUAGUCAUCCAGAAGCUUCUUUUGUAGUACAUAGAAAUCUGAAUUGGAUAUAUAAAGGCUAAAAACAAUGAAACUAUGCAGGAUUGGGCUUUGGGAAACAACUCUAUCAAAUCAUCACCCCCUUGGUUUUGCAAGUUCAUCCACAAAGAAUCGUUUUGUCCAGUAUUGACACCAAUAUGCAAUUAAUUUUUUUUUGUUAAUUUAUGUGCUAUUGUUUUUGUAAAGAGUAGUAAUGUAGUGUAAAAGUUUAUAGAACAAUUGUUCCUCCCAAAAGAUUGAUGAGGGCUCCAUUCAAGCCUCUCUGUUGUUCAUAAUGUGUGUUACCACUUUCUCUCAAACUCUAAAUCUCCUAUUGUAAAUAAUCAACAAAGUUAAGAGCUUAGUUAUUUUGUU
This is a messenger RNA of Impatiens glandulifera, 1898 nucleotides long. RefSeq names its product E3 ubiquitin-protein ligase RGLG5-like. Bases 239 to 1453 code for a protein of 404 amino acids. The transcript has 11 exons. Lineage: Eukaryota; Viridiplantae; Streptophyta; Magnoliopsida; Ericales; Balsaminaceae. The record is from RefSeq and is a predicted model, not a curated record.